Mucor mucedo is the source of this 1202-nucleotide messenger RNA. RefSeq names its product Septin-type guanine nucleotide-binding (G) domain-containing protein. The transcript is spliced from 8 exons. Bases 82 to 1050 code for a protein of 322 amino acids. Gene Ontology annotation, cellular component: microtubule cytoskeleton; cell division site; septin complex. The record is from RefSeq and is a predicted model, not a curated record. Gene Ontology annotation, biological process: cytoskeleton-dependent cytokinesis. Lineage: Eukaryota; Fungi; Mucoromycota; Mucoromycetes; Mucorales; Mucoraceae. Gene Ontology annotation, molecular function: GTPase activity; GTP binding; molecular adaptor activity.
CUUUUUACCAGUCUUGGUUAAAAAAAGUUAUUUUCGAAAAAUAAACUUUCAUCUCUUUUCUUUCGUCCAUUAAUUCAAAUCAUGUUUCAAGAGCAAACACCCUUAAAUGCCUAUGUUGGUUUCGACACUAUUACUCAACAAAUUGAGAAGAAGUCAAUUAAAAGAGGAUUCCAGUUCAAUGUCAUGGUUGUGGGUCAAACUGGUUUAGGCAAAUCUACACUUGUAAAUACUUUAUUUGCUUCUCACCUUAUCGAAAGCAAAGGCCGUCAUAAUGUGGAUGAAUUGGAUAGACAAACAACUAGAAUUGAAGCAGUGUCUCAUGUCAUUGAGGAAAACGGUGUUCGCCUGAGAUUAAAUAUCGUCGAUACUCCAGGUUAUGGUGAUCAAGUUAAUAACGAGGAUUGUUGGGAAUCAAUCAUCAAAUACAUUAAGGAUCAACACUCUGCUUACCUUCGUAAAGAGCUUACUGCACAACGUGAAAGAUUAAUUCAAGAUAAUCGUGUUCAUUGCUGUCUUUACUUUAUUACCCCUUCUGGUCAUUCAUUAAAACCUAUUGAUAUCAUUGUACUCAAAAAGUUGGUUCAGGUAGUCAAUGUUGUGCCUGUCAUUGCAAAAGCUGAUUCUCUUACAAUCGAAGAACGUGCUGCAUUUAAAAAGAGAAUUAACGCUGAAUUAGCUUUCCAUAACAUUGAUUUAUAUCCCUAUGAUAAUACCGAGGAUUAUGAUGACGAAGAACGCAUGUUAAAUUCUAGCAUCAGAGAACUUCUUCCUUUUGCCGUUGUCGGAUCAGAAAAGCAGGUUGUUGUCAAUGGUAAAGCAGUCAUUGGACGUAAGACAAGAUGGGGAGCUGUUGUUGUCGAGGAUGAGAACCAUUGUGAAUUUAUUCAUUUGCGUAACUUUUUGACAAGAACUCAUUUACAAGAUUUGGUCGAAACUACCUCGAUGGUUCAUUAUGAAACCUUCCGUUCUAACCAGUUAUUAGCUCUUAAGGGUUCCGUCAGUCCUUCCAGUGAAGCUGCACCCGCAAAAGCUUUCACUCCUUUUGCCUAAAAAUUAUAUAAAAAAAAACGGUAAUUAAUUAUUUAUACCACUCUUUUACUCUAUUUCCAUUUUGUUUGUAAUAAUAUACAUGAUUGAUUCCCUCCUCCCCUUUUUUUCCCUUCUAAUAAACAAAAAAAAAACCUGCUUAGUUGAAAUAGGAA